This is a messenger RNA of Vitis vinifera (wine grape), 1002 nucleotides long. Its product is annotated as putative receptor-like protein kinase At3g47110. The record is from RefSeq and is a predicted model, not a curated record. The transcript is spliced from 2 exons. Lineage: Eukaryota; Viridiplantae; Streptophyta; Magnoliopsida; Vitales; Vitaceae. Gene Ontology annotation, molecular function: protein binding. Bases 1 to 1002 code for a protein of 333 amino acids.
AUGGAGAUGCCAAGCUUUAGCUUGAGAUUACAGUGGUGGUUUUUCCUUGUCAACCUCAUCAUUUGUAUUAGUUCGCUUAGGUUGGAAUCUCUUUCCAGCACGCCCACUUUUGCAAAUGAAACUGAUAAGCUUCCAUUGCUCACUAUCAAGCAUUACCUGGUUGAUUUUCCAAAUGGAGUUCUGAGUUCCUGGAAUGACUCUCUGCAUUUCUGCCAGUGGCAGGGGAUUACAUACAGUCGCCGACGUCAGAGGGUCACAACCUUGAGGUUGGAGGGUCAAAGCUUAGGUGGUUCCUUACCUCCUAUUGGGAACUUAACAUUCCUAAGAGAGUUGGUGUUGUCCAACAAUCACAUGCACGGUACCAUUCCCAGUGACAUUGGUCUUUUUCGACGGAUGUGGCAUCUCAAUCUGAGCACAAAUUCCCUCCAAGGUGAGAUUCCAGUUGAACUCGCUAACUGCUCAAACCUCAGAACCAUGGACUUGACAAGGAACAAUCUGACGGAGCAGAUUCCCUUCCAUUUUGGCCAUAUGUCGAAACUGCUAAUCCUGAGGCUUCGGAGGAACAGUCUAACAGGGGUUAUCCCAUUUACUUUGGGAAACCUUUCAUCUCUUCAGCAGCUUUCAGUGGUGGAGGGGGGUAUUCCACAUGAUUUAAGUCGUCUGAAGUGCUUGAAAUAUUUAUAUUUGGAUGUAAAUAACCUGUCUGGUACAAUUCCUCCCUCACUCUAUAAUUGGUCAUCUGCCAUUGAAUUUUAUGUAUCUGGCAACAAUCUGUCAGGAAAUUUUACGCCAAACAUGAGGUUUAAUUUUCCUCAACUCUGCAAGUUUGGCAUAGCAGCGAAUCACUUUACCAGAAUAAUUCCAGAUACACUAUUCAAUAUUUCAGGACUUGAACAUUCGGAUAUGUUCUGGUCCAUUGAAGUAGCGCUAACCAAAGAAGCAGUGCCAAUGGAAGGGGCUCAAGGCAGAAUAACCACAAUAAUGAUGUGUUCACUUACAUAA